AUGGAUCUGGACCCCAAGUACGACAACUAUGAUUUCCCCAUCAAGGGCCCUGAGAAGCAGGAUGGCCACGCCGGCUACCUCACCGAGGAUCAGAUCGCCAAGCUUCAUCAGUUCCGCAUGAUGCUCGAGUCCGAAGGUUGCACUGAUCGAUUGGACACUUUGACUCUGCUUCGAUUCCUCCGAGCGCGCAAGUUCGAUGUCGAGGCCGCCAAAGCCAUGUUCGUGGAUACUGAGAAAUGGCGAAAGGAGGUUAAGCUUGACGAGACUGUGCCUAUCUGGGACUAUCCUGAGAAGGCUGAGAUCGGAAAGUACUACACCCAGUUCUACCACAAGACGGACAAGGAUGGACGACCCAUCUACAUCGAGACCCUUGGUGGUAUUGAUCUGACCGCCAUGUACAAGAUCACCAGCGCUGAUCGCAUGCUCCUGAACCUCGCUGUCGAGUACGAGCGCGUCGCCGAUCCCCGUCUUCCUGCCUGCUCCCGCAAGGCCGGCCAUCUCCUCGAGACAUGCUGCACCAUCAUGGAUCUCAAGGGCGUUUCCAUUACCAAGGUCCCCCAGGUCUACUCCUAUGUCCGACAGGCCUCUGUCAUCUCCCAGAACUACUACCCCGAGCGCCUCGGCAAGCUGUACAUGAUUAACGCCCCCUGGGGUUUCUCCACAGUCUGGAGUGUUGUCAAGGGCUGGCUCGACCCCGUCACCGUCUCCAAGAUCAACAUUCUCGGCUCUGGAUACAAGAGUGAGCUCCUCAAGCAGAUCCCCGCCGAGAACCUCCCCAAGCAGUUCGGUGGCGAGUGUGUCUGCCAAGGUGGCUGUGAGAACAGCGAUGCUGGUCCUUGGCACGACCCUGAGUGGGCUCGUCCCGCCUGGUGGGAGAAGAAGCAGGAUGCCAACGUCAUCGAGAACAAGGGUUCUGAGAUUGAGGAGCCCGCAAAGGCUCCUGAGGCUGCUCCCGCUGCUGAGGGUGCUGAUGCUACUCAGACUGCCCCUGCUGCCGCCCCUGCUACCGCUUAA
This is a messenger RNA of Fusarium musae, 1014 nucleotides long. RefSeq lists its product as uncharacterized. The transcript is spliced from 4 exons. Bases 1 to 1014 code for a protein of 337 amino acids. The record is from RefSeq and is a predicted model, not a curated record. Lineage: Eukaryota; Fungi; Ascomycota; Sordariomycetes; Hypocreales; Nectriaceae.